This is a messenger RNA of Ruditapes philippinarum (Manila clam), 2339 nucleotides long. RefSeq names its product CAAX prenyl protease 1 homolog. The record is from RefSeq and is a predicted model, not a curated record. The transcript has 11 exons. The coding region runs from base 167 to 1561 and encodes 464 amino acids. Lineage: Eukaryota; Metazoa; Mollusca; Bivalvia; Venerida; Veneridae. Gene Ontology annotation, molecular function: metalloendopeptidase activity. Gene Ontology annotation, biological process: CAAX-box protein processing. Gene Ontology annotation, cellular component: endoplasmic reticulum membrane.
AGUCUAUUGGAAAAUCAGUAGUACCGUAUAACCUUAAGUAACUGAUAAGGAAGAAAAACAUUUAGUGUUAUUUAACCUAAGUGGUUAGUGAACGUGAAACAGAAAAUUGACAAGCAUUACAGUACCCAUUAUUUGUUCCUCAUUGGCACAAUUUUGAAGAAGAAAAAUGGAUCCAGAAUCUAUAUUCUACGCUGUGUUUGCAUUUAUGUGGCUGGUCUAUUUAUGGGAGUCAUAUUUAUCAUAUAGACAGAGGGAGCUAUACAGAACUGUGACACAUAUACCAGAGAAGUUAAAGGGUGUAAUGGAUCAAGAGACAUAUGAGAAAGCCAGGCUGUAUAAUCUUGACAAGAGCAACUUUGGCUUCUGGGUAGGAAUUUGGGGAGAAAUUGAACAUUCUCUGAUAUUGUUAUAUGGUGGAAUUCCAUUUCUGUGGAAUAUAUCUGGAAAUGUAUUGGCCAACUAUGGCUAUGACUCCAGCUAUGAGAUUCUGCAAUCAGUGGUAUUUCUGAUGUUUUCCAUGUGUUUUUCAACAGUCACCAGUAUGCCAUUUUCAGUGUACAGUACCUUUGUCAUUGAACAAAGACAUGGAUUCAAUAAACAGACACCAGGAUUCUUUGUGAAAGAUCAGAUCAAGAAGUUCUUUGUAACCAUGGCGAUUGCUUUACCAAUCACAGCGUUGUUGAUCUACAUUAUACAGAUUGGUGGGGACUACUUCUUUAUCUAUGUGUGGCUAUUCCUACUAGUAGUCUCCCUUCUGAUGAUUACAAUCUAUGCUGAUUACAUCGCUCCAUUGUUUGAUAAAUUUACACCAUUACCUGAAGGAGAACUGAGAACUAAGAUUGAGAAUCUAGCAAAGAGUAUUGAUUUCCCUCUAACUAAACUCUAUGUGGUGGAAGGUUCUAAGAGGUCUUCCCACAGCAAUGCCUACUUUUAUGGGUUUUUCAAGAACAAAAGAAUUGUUUUGUUUGAUACAUUAUUAGAGGAUUAUUCCCCAUUGAAUGAGGGCAAAAAGGAAGGGGAGUCUGAAGAUAAAAGUGAUGAAAAGACAGAAGAAGAACCCAAAGUGGAUGAAACCAACACAGAGAAACCCAAAGAGCAUAAGAAACAAGGUUGUAACAAUGAAGAGAUUCUAGCUGUUCUAUCUCAUGAACUAGGCCACUGGAAAUUAGGACAUAUAAUCAAAAAUCUAGUCAUAUCUCAGGUGAACUCAUUCAUGUGUUUUGCUGCCUUCGCUUUCCUCAUAGAUCAACAAGUAUUAUAUACAGCAUUUGGAUUCAAUACUCGGCCAACUCUUAUAGGACUCGUUAUCAUUUUCCAGUAUGUGUUUUCACCCUACAAUGAGAUACUGUCCUUCUGUGUGACUGCUCUGUCGAGGAUGUUCGAGUUUCAGGCCGACAACUUUGCCAAGAAGCUGCGAUACACGGAACCACUGAAAACUGCCCUCAUUAAACUAAAUAAAGACAAUCUAGGUUUCCCCGUCAAUGACUGGCUGUAUUCAACAUGGCAUUUCUCUCAUCCUCCGUUGCUGGAAAGAAUUAAGGCUCUAGAAAAAUCUGAUUAAUAUCAUAUAGACUUUUUAGCUUAUCAGAUUUAAAUAAGCUGUGCUUUACACUUCUACAGCUGAUGUUGUAUAAUUAAUUUUUUUCUUUUUCUGCUUUGAAUUAUUAUUUAUCUGUUGUUAAUUUAUGAGGUUUUUGUCGUUAAAGUGAAUUGGUCUAUAAUGGAAGGUCUGUAAAACUCAAUAAACAAUUCAUUUGAACAUAUUCUAGUAUUGUACAUAACAACAAAACAUGAAAGAAUUAUAUAUGGAUGUUGUUGGCAAGUGUGAGAUACACGAUCUGAUUUUAAAUAUUUUUAGGCUAUAAAAUUUUGUAGAACAAAAUAUUUUUUACCAUAUGAAUGUCCAUACCAAAUCAUUUAGAACUUUAUCAACAUUUUUUUUUCAAGCAAUGUUUUUUAAGAAUAUCCAAACGAUACAUUUCUGUUGUUUUUUGUCAGUAUUUGAAAUACUGAAAAUAUGUCUGUUGUAGACCAAUUCACUUUAAUAAUUAAGUGGUGCAUCAAUUAUGGCAUAUGUUAGAAAAUUUUAAGAAUUUAAAGUACAAAACUUGGAUUUCUGAUGUAAUGUUGAAAGGACUAAAUCAAGAAGAGCUAUAUAAUUAUCACUACUAUAUGUGUACAUAUCUGAACACUUUGCUGAAAAUCUUUAUGGAUUUCAUUGUAUAUAAAUUGCUAAUGUUAUUCAGAUAAAACCUUUGUAAGUAGCAGUGUACAAAAAAAUAGCAGUGUUCAAAAAUGUAUCAAUGACGGAAUGUGUAAGUAAAUGUAUCAAAAAAUCA